Messenger RNA from Erythranthe guttata (spotted monkey flower), 1044 nucleotides. RefSeq names its product mitochondrial import inner membrane translocase subunit TIM23-1. The record is from RefSeq and is a predicted model, not a curated record. Gene Ontology annotation, molecular function: transmembrane protein transporter activity. Gene Ontology annotation, cellular component: TIM23 mitochondrial import inner membrane translocase complex. Lineage: Eukaryota; Viridiplantae; Streptophyta; Magnoliopsida; Lamiales; Phrymaceae. Gene Ontology annotation, biological process: protein import into mitochondrial matrix.
CGGUUCGAUUUCUUUAUACCCUUCUUCUCAGAGGUCACCGCCGCAGUUUAACCUAGAGAAUCCCCUUUCUCUCUCCUCUCUCUUCUCUCUCUCUCAUCGCCGUGAGACGCCGUCGAUAAUUCGGAUUCCUGGAUGGCGUAUCAACCUAAAGAUCCGAAUCAAAGCAACGAUGAAAGCAGCUCAAAUCGCCGACUUUACAACCCGUACCAGGAUUUGCACCUCCCGGCGAAGACCCUGUACAAUCUCCCCACCUCGCCGGAGUUUCUCUUCCAGGAGGAAGCCGUCGCGCAGCGCCGCUCGUGGGGGGAGAAUCUGACCUACUACACCGGCAUCGGCUACCUCGCGGGGGCGACGGCCGGCGCCGCCAAGGGUUUCGGAUCCGGAGUCAAAGCCAUCGAGCGAACCGACACCACGAAGCUCAAAAUCAACAGGAUCCUGAACGGCUCCGGCCACGCCGGCCGGCAGAUCGGAAACCGGUGCGGCGUCAUCGGGCUGAUGUACGCCGGACUCGAGAGCGGCAUGGUCGCGUUCAGGGAAACGGAUGACGUCAUCAACAGCGUCGUGGCGGGGCUGGCCACCGGAGCGCUCUACAAGGCGGCGGCGGGGCCGAGGUCCGCCGCCGUGGCCGGAGCGAUCGGAGGCGUGCUUGUGGGACUCGCCGUCACCGGAAAACAAGCUCUGAAACGAUACGUUCCGAUUUGAGCAGUUAAAUUUCUUUCUUCAAUCCCUUCAAUCAAAUGCUAUAUUAUAUGUUUUAAGAAUCAAUUUUUGAUAAUCAUGGAGCUAUUAAAAUUUGGCACUGGAAUUUCAAAUUUGUAGUUUGCAGGUAAUGGAAGGAUCAUACUCCUCAUUGAUGAUAGUAUAUAUAAUAUAUAAUACUAGUAGUCUAGUAUCAGUAAUUCUUGAAUGGUUUAUGAUUGUAAUUUAUGUAGCUGAUUGAGACAUGGCUUCUUGAAUAAAAUCCAGGAAAAACAUUGCUAGCCCUUGAUUUCUCGAUUGUUCGAUUGAGAAAUAAGUUAUUAUAUUUUGUUUUCGAUUGUCGUA